AUGGACGGUAAAGCGAACGACGUAUCGGCCGGGCUGGGCCGGCUAAGAAUCGAUAUCGACACAGAGGAUCGAAAGCCCGCCCCUCGCGCCCCAGUCGCAGUGGGGGCAACCCCCGCGUCCGUGACCAUCACCGUCACCGAACUCCAGACCGUGACCCCGCCCUUGUCGCCAGCGACCGAGACUGCCGCCUUUGACGGGACUGGCCGGCCGCGGCCGAGCCCACCCCAAACUGCCACCCCCGGCACGUUUCCGUUCUUUCCGCUGCUGCCGGCCGAGCUGCGCCUGGCCAUCUGGCACCUCUCCUUCCUACCGCGCGCCAUCGAGCUGCACACGCGGCGCACGCAUUACGCCGACGACGAUCGCCACGGCGGCACCCCCAAGUGGCAGUCGCAAUCGCGUAACCCCGCCGCUCUGGCCGUCAGCGCCGAGGCCCGCGCCGCUGCCCUCGAAUUCUACACCGUCGCCCUGCCCUUGGCUGCUCCGCUGGCUCGCAACCAGACGUUCGAGCUCCCCGGAGACCAGCUUCAGGACAGCGACCGCGUGCUGUAUCUGAACCUGGCGCAGGACACGGUCGUCCUGCUGGGUGACCUGCACUACGCGCGCCUCGUGAGGCUGCUAGCCUGGUUCCGCGACGAAGACGGGAGAAACCACGGCAACAGGGCGCCGCGGUGCGGCGGUGGCGGCGGCGGCGGCGGGCGUGGCAAAGGGCUGAGACACCUGGCCAUGAGCGUUGCGCCGUGGGGGCACCUGGUUGGCGCGGCGACGCUCAAGGUCUAUGCCCGCACCGCCUUCGCCGACAUUGAGGAGUUUGUCCUUUUCAUGUACAAUGAGCGGAUGCCGCCCGCUGACUGGGCGGGUGGCCGUUGCAUGCUCGUUGGCGCCUCUGCCGAUGCCGACCACUACCGCCGGUUCGUCAUGGGCAGGGGCAAGCAGUUUCGUGAGGGUGACGGCUGGAUGGUCGUGGGCAAGCGAUCCAUGAAGGUGGUGGAUAUUUGGUUUGCCGAUGGCUGGUGA
Lasiosphaeria miniovina is the source of this 1014-nucleotide messenger RNA. RefSeq lists its product as uncharacterized. Bases 1 to 1014 code for a protein of 337 amino acids. The record is from RefSeq and is a predicted model, not a curated record. The transcript has a single exon. Lineage: Eukaryota; Fungi; Ascomycota; Sordariomycetes; Sordariales; Lasiosphaeriaceae.